This is a messenger RNA of Coniophora puteana RWD-64-598 SS2, 4527 nucleotides long. RefSeq names its product cysteine proteinase. Gene Ontology annotation, molecular function: cysteine-type deubiquitinase activity; proteasome binding. The record is from RefSeq and is a predicted model, not a curated record. Gene Ontology annotation, biological process: regulation of proteasomal protein catabolic process; proteasome-mediated ubiquitin-dependent protein catabolic process; protein deubiquitination. NCBI's taxonomy places the organism in Eukaryota, Fungi, Basidiomycota, Agaricomycetes, Boletales, Coniophoraceae. The coding region runs from base 176 to 4378 and encodes 1400 amino acids. The transcript has 16 exons.
AUCGCCAACUGACGCGUCCAGGACUUAAAUCACUUUCGCUAUAUCACAGGCGUAGCUUAGAUGACAUUGGGUGAAUGAUCUUAUUCUUACUGUUCGCAAACAAUCGUAACCCCAAUUGAACGCAUUCAAAGUCACCUCUACGUUAUAUUAACGACUCUAUAUCCGACGUCGACACAUGCCCUCUGGUCCGCCUAUAACGCCACCAACUUCUUCUGGUCCCCCGCCUUCGAGUACCACAGGUCCGGUCGAGCCGGCGAGCUUCUAUGCCACUGGCUCCGGACAUCCUCCGCCCCUCCCUUCUCGUCCCAAGAAUCAGAACCUGGGAUCGCAGCACACGAAGAUCGCGUCCAUCUCAACGCCUCCUCCCACAUACCACGACCUAGACCAUAGCUCGUUCCGCGAACCGCAGCUCGUUGAAGAAGCCCUCAUCGGCGACGAUCAAAUUCCAGACCUCAUCCCACCAGACAACACUUCCUCCUGGGCGGGCUCAUACCACACGCGCGGACGCACGAUGGAUCGAGGGAACGCGACGGAUAACACGGGGUGGAGCGGCGGCGGCGGCAGCGGCGAGGCAUGGGAGACGGGCCCUACGCCCUGGGAUGGCUCAUGGGGCGGCAGCAACACAUACGGCGCCUCGGGGUGGGGUUCCACCGUCGCGCCCGUGACAGAUAUCGACGGGCGGGAUAAAGACGAGGAGGAGAAUUGGUGGGACCCAGCCGUGCGCGAGCAGCACAGGAGGCCAGGACCGGGUAUCCUGCCCCCGCGGGUGGCAGAGUACUUGCAUGAUCCUGAGCAUUCGCUCUUCUCUGUGAGCAUCACGCCUCCGGAUCUCAAGCCUAAGCCUGCGCAGGACACGGCCGAAACAUCGACUUCGAACCGUUCGGCGGGGGCUAACCCUCCACCCUCCAAUGACGAUCUCAUAUAUGCCAUCCCGCACCCAAAUGCGUACUACUGCCGGAGAGACAAUGGCUGGGUCCUACUCCAAUGGAAAUCCUCAUCUAUCCUUCCUCCACUCGCCAAGUCCUUCAAACCGGAAAAUUACAAUCCAUUCCCUGACCAAGAACGCCGCAAGCGCACGACGUCUUGCCUAGGAGAGCAACCGUUCGGACAGAUGAACAAGACCCACCAUUUCCAUCGCUACGAAAAGGCUGUCGACGCCAAGAUGCUCAACCCACCUUUCUCCAGAACUGGCUGGGAAGGUAUCACGCAGUCCGCUUCGUCUUCUGCUUCGGGCACACCUAGCUCAGGACCGUCUGCUACACCCGCCGAUGAGGCCAACAUGGACGAGGAUCCAAAGCCAGAAGAGGAGGGUGACUUGUUAGAUCUUUACGUCUGCUGUCAGUGUUCGCUGUAUUGUGUGGUUUCGGGUGUCAUUCCAGGUGUCGCGGCUUCCAAGUACGUCGACGAAUACUCCAGAGAUCGGUUCAGCAAUCCCGCGGUUGGCAAGAACCCCCAAGAAAGUGUGAUAGCAGGAUGGGAGACAUUCCUCACCAUCGUUGAAAACAGAUUAUGGAAGAACGAGGUGCGGCCCUUGCCCGUCCACCGCAAGACGUUCCAAGCCAAGAUUGGUUGGUCGGAUACUGUCCGCGUCAUGUUUGAGGCAAUAGGGUUCGUCCUGAAGGAAACGGAGGGCCCAGGUGAUACCCGGGAAAUGUCGCUCAACCCACCGACAACAGACAUCGAGACGGCAGAAGGCAGGCGGAACCGCGCGAGAAUGCUUCGCUUCUGGGUAGAGUUGGGCGCGUGGGUGGCAGACUAUCAUAAACGCUUCUCUAUUAAUUUGAAGGAGUACAAGGCGCACUCGAUGUGGAUCAAGAUCGAGAGUGCACGCGAGAUGUACCAGACUGGUAUCGGUGCUCAUCCAGAUCAAUUGGCACGAGCACUACCUCCCACUUCGCUGACUUAUGGACCAAUCGAGCACUCUUGGGAGAGUUUAGGGAUGACGGCCACUUCUUAUUCCUGGGAACUUCUCAAUUUCGCAUACAUGGCUCAAUGUCGGUGCGAUCCCAAGAACACGCCCAUAUAUUUCUCGCAUUUUUAUGGCAUCGUCCGGACCAUGCAAGAUCGUGGCGACAUCCCGCCUCAGGAACUUCAAAACCUUGUCAUGGAAGAACGCGGGCGCGGGCGUUACACAGACGAGGACUGCAACCGAGCAGCUGAAGCACUCGGAUUUGGCCCAGAAGGCCCUUUGCGAGUCGAGCUGGACAACGAUGUGCCGGAGGAGUUUAUCGCGGACGCCUGGCGAGAUGCGGUUCGCCGUGCGUGGAGAGACCCAGAAAACUGCUCUCAGCUGCAGAGGGACGCGAACGACGCCUUCCGAAUUAUCGCAGAGGCACGGGAGAGCGCGAAGUUGCGAACACUUUGGGCGGAGUCAUCUCGUAAUAUCAUGGAUCCAUCAAGAGCGUAUACUGUCCUUGAGGUUCCCACCGACGUAGAGGAUUCUAUGCUUCUAACAGUUUAUUGCAUGCGGGUGGAGGAGCAGCCAUCGCAGUCAGAUCGCUGGCGAGAGGCUCUUAAUGCCAUCGCGGAAGUCCGAGACAGUGCUAGACUUAGACAAUUCUUGGAGACUGGUCAAGAUCCCGGCGACGUGGUGAUGUCUGCGAGACCAGAGCUUCCUCGUGGUCUUAAUCAACUGGGAAAUACCUGUUACCUUAACUCAUUAUUACAGUAUUUCUAUACCAUCAAGGAUUUACGAGAGACAAUUGCGCCAUUGGCAAAUACCGACAUCAAAACCAUUGAGGAAGAGAAAUUUUCUGACGAUGACCUCAAACGCCACCGAGUUGGCGGCCGACUUGUUACCCGGCGCGAAAUUCUUCGUUCCAAGAAAUUCGUCAGAUACCUGGCUGAUCUGUUUUGGCAGCUGGAAUAUUGCGAGCUCGCAUCAGUAACGCCUGCUGAGGAGCUGGCGCGGCUAGCGCUGGUCACCUCGCGAGACGAAGAAGACGACGAAGCAGAUCGCGGAGGUACGGAUGCAUCCAACGAUACAGACGCUACCUUGGUUGAGGAUGGCCCCGCAUCAGUCCAGCCACCGGCAGCAUUGUCGCGCCGCGACUCCAUCCUGGGCAAACGCUCCCGGGACGAGGUGGCAAUGGACGUUGACAGCUCUAACUCAAGCAAGCCAUCAACGUCCACGUCAACGGCGGAGCAAGUCGAAUCACCGCGUAGGUCUAAAUUUCCUCGAUUGCGUGGUGAAGCCAAUGCUGGACUUUCGGCAGCGAACACGGCGAAGACUGCUACGGCGGAGACACAAGACGUGGAGAUGCAAACACAACAAGCAGAGGUGCCAAAACCGCCGCCACUUCCUGCACGGAAAUCGCAAGUGGCUUCGGAGUCCGUUAUGAUGUUUGGGAAACAGCACGACGUCUCGGAGUGCAUGGAUAACUGCCUGUUCCAAAUUGAGAUUGCGCUACUGAAGUUUGACGGGAUGAGCGAUCAAGAGGACAAGGGGAGUGUGGUUAAGAGGCUGUUCUUCGGCAAGAUCAAACAACGCCUUAGCGCACUGUCCGAGGCUGAUGUGAAGGCCAAGUCGGCUUCUAUUCAUGAAAAGGAGGACCUCUUCUCUCACCUCCCUGUCAACGUCGCGGAGCACAGUUUUGAUAUAUACGACGGGCUUAGCGGAUACUUUGACGAUGUGGUCGAGUAUGAAGGCAAGAAAAACCGUAUGGAAGUUUCUCUUGUCGAUCUUCCACCACUCCUGCAAAUCCAGCUUCAGCGCGUACAAUUCAAUCGCGAGACUCUACAAGCGUACAAGUCACAGGCAUACGUCAAGUUUGAGGACAUGAUCUAUAUGGAUCGGUACCUUGACACUGCGAAUGCCGAGAAGAAGGCGAAGGCGAAGGAAAUUCAAAAGGAGCUGAAUACCAAGCGCGAGCGAUUGCGGACACUAACUCACGAGAAGACGUCCUAUGUCGAGUCGCUGAAUAGCUCCCUCGAUUUCCUUUCGAAGCAAGAAAGUCUCCCCAUCCCAGACGUUGACGAGGAGUUGAUUUCACAGCUCAAUAGCGAACAAGAUCAUCUUAAAAUCGAGAUCGAAGAACUUCGGAAACAGAUCACCAGCCUCAAGGACGACCUAGAACUUGUCUGGAGUGACGAGAAACAGGUUGCUUAUGAACUGACGUCGGUGUUCAUCCACCGUGGCUCUUCCCCUUCCUGGGGACACUAUUUCUUCUAUUCGCGGCAUCUCCCAGAAAAGCCCGACGUCUGGUACAAGUACAACGACUCGAGUGUCUCGGAGGUGUCUAAGAAUGAGGUAUUUGCGGACACGACAGGAUCGACCGCAAACCCUUAUCUGCUUGUGUUUUCCCGAAAGGGCUCUGACGUUAUUGACACUGUGAAGCGGACGGAUCCCAUGGCGCUUGUGAUUGACGCUGCCGAUUAAUUUGCUUUCGACGUGUAUUGCUCUUGUACUAUCCGUGCUUUGUUAUCCAUGCAUCUGCAUAUGACUCGAACCGGACUUUUGGAAGCUAGGUUCUGGCAAACAUAUGCAUCGUAGUAUAUUACAACAUUAAAAUGUAAACCUGAAUUCCC